Malania oleifera is the source of this 1938-nucleotide messenger RNA. Its product is annotated as RING-H2 finger protein ATL54. Gene Ontology annotation, biological process: protein ubiquitination. Lineage: Eukaryota; Viridiplantae; Streptophyta; Magnoliopsida; Santalales; Ximeniaceae. The record is from RefSeq and is a predicted model, not a curated record. Gene Ontology annotation, molecular function: transferase activity. The coding region runs from base 479 to 1633 and encodes 384 amino acids. The transcript has a single exon.
AUCAAAUCUUUAAAUUUUGAUAUGCCCAAUCCAGGCCUCAUUCCAAUCCUUAAAAGAAGACGGUGAUGGAGGAGGGCCACUGGUUUCCCGUGGAAGAACCCUAAAGAGAAAGUUUCAUUGAAAAUGAGAAGAAAAAAAUUAGGGUAAUUGAUUAAGACAGUUCAGCAAUGACAAUUGGAGAAGCGUAGCACAGUUCAUCACGCCGCAGCUUCCCCAUGACUCACCUCCCGCGCCCUAACCCUCCCCCUAUGUAGAAAUAUACAGAACACAGCGCAGCAAUGAUCUCCUUAACUUCGUUCACUCUGCUCCAAUAAACACACUUUGACUUCGCUGAUUCCCCUUUCAUGGAUGUCACCUUCCCCAAAUUUUUUCUCUCUGUACUCCCUCUGGUUUUCCUCUCUUCCUCACACAAAUCUCCCCAUCUCAUCUCGUCUUCCGCCUUCCAUCCCCUUUCACGGCGCCCGCUUUAUUAAGGGCGAUGAAGCAUCGAAAGCUCUUCCCUCCUCUGGCCCAGAAGAACCAGAGCAGUGACUGCGCAGAUCUCAGCUGUGACUCGUCCUGCCCUUAUGGCUGCUAUCCCUACCCGGUCUUUUACCUCAGCCCUCCGCCGCCGCCGCCAACGCCGAUGCCGCCGCUCUCCGACGGACACCAAUCGGGUCACGUCUCGCCUUCCGUCAUCGUUAUAGUGUCCGUGCUCGCUACCUUUUUCCUUCUCGUCGGCUACAGCGUGAUUAUCUUUAAGUUCUGCCCGGUUUGGAACAGGGCCGCGAACCAGCCUCCGGCUGCGCGCCGCGACGAGGAGGAGUUUCUCGACGAGAACCAGGGGCUGGCGGUGGUGGACCACCCCAUCUGGUACAUCGCCACCGUGGGUCUGCAGAAUUCGGUGAUCAAUUCCAUCACCGUGUGCAAGUACAAGAAGGGUGAGGGUUUGGUGGAAGAGACUCUUUGUUCUGUUUGCCUGAGCGAGUUCCGAGAAGGCGAGACCCUUCGUCUUCUUCCCAAGUGCAAUCACGCGUUUCAUCUCCCCUGUGUCGAUACUUGGCUGAGAUCGCACACCAAUUGCCCCCUCUGUCGCGCCGGCAUAGUCUCAGACGCCGGGAAUCGUUCUGCGGCUUCUAGUGACCGGAGCUUUCGCGAUCCGAGUCCGAUCGAAGAGACCCAGAUGGAUAUUUUUGAGGGAGACGGCGGAUUGGAUGAGAAUCAAGGGAGAGAUAUUGGGAUUCGCGAGAACAGGGGCGAAACAGGGGUUGAACGCGAAAUUGUGCAGGAAGGUGGUGGUUUGAGAAAUUCGAAGGAGAUUGUAAAUUCUAAAGGGAAUGGGGUUCUCAGCGUACAUGGAAAUUUGGUUACGCGGGAUGAUUUACAGCAGUUGAGAAGGUCUUUUUCCGUGGAUUACAUGGCUUCCGCAACCAUUUUUCCCUCUUUGAGCAACUCACAUUGCGAUGAAUCCGAAGGGAGUUCGAGUAAUCAGUCUGCUAAACUUCAGAAAUUCGAUGCGGAAUUACUGGGUUGUUCUUCAACUGCACAAUCUCAGCAGGAGAGCCCUGCUUCGAUUGGGAGAUCCUUCUCAUGUGGCGGCAAGUUCUUCUCAUCGCGACAUAGCCGAAGUCCAAAUUCGAUCCUUCCCCCGUGACGUUUGAGGGGCAUUUUACAGUACCGAAAAAACAGAAACAUCUCUGGCACUCGCAAAGGGAAAUUCUACUUUAGAAAAUAAAUUUUGGGGGCAUUUGCUGAACUUCCAAGUUCAUAAGGAGAAUUUGGAGUAAGGUUCUGCAUCACAAAGUGUGAAAAAGCAGCAUUCAGAUUUCUGGGAAUACCUCAAAUUAAGAAGGUAUAUGACCGUAUUUCCAUACUCGAGAAGUUGAUUCUUGUCAUAUUAUUUUCAUUUGUUUAUGUAAGAAAUUGUUUCUGCAAAGGAAAAUUGGGUCUACUUGGAUA